This is a messenger RNA of Esox lucius (northern pike), 12780 nucleotides long. It is a transcript of the gene svep1, whose product is annotated as sushi, von Willebrand factor type A, EGF and pentraxin domain containing 1. Gene Ontology annotation, molecular function: calcium ion binding. Bases 513 to 11438 code for a protein of 3641 amino acids. The record is from RefSeq and is a predicted model, not a curated record. The transcript has 51 exons. Lineage: Eukaryota; Metazoa; Chordata; Actinopteri; Esociformes; Esocidae.
CUCUCACUUGGAACUUUUUUCAGUCUUUUUUAAAUGAUUUUUCCGGGGGAGGGGGGACGAGGCAUUUAGAAGCCUGGCUGGAUAAGGGAGUGUCUUACACACACAGGAGGCCAGAGGACUAACACAGAGUAACGGGAUCUGACAGACAGACACCUCACCGUGACUGCCGGACCACACGCCUCUACACCCCGACACCCUCAGCGGCCGGCCGGACCCGGACCCGGGCAAACGCUGACGCACGGGAGGACCGGACAGUAACACCGGCAGAGAGCCACUGGAUAGAGAUUAAGUCAUCCUCAUCGCCAUCGCUGCUUCCUGUUGCUGUGGUGAAAGUGUUCGUCUUUUCUGGGUUCCAAGCCGCGCUGUGGCUGGAGAGAAAUGGGAACGUGGGAGAACGGCACCAUCUCAGAAGGCUUGUAACUGUCACAGUUGGACAUCCUUUUUCAGAGCUGUUUGAAAAGAACUCUUUUCCUCUGCUGACACCUGGCAUUGGCAGGACCCUUUCUGACAGUAUGUCUGCUCUCAGGAAACCAGUGUCUCUGUGGACUUCUCUCUUGUUAUUUUGGAUCUUGCUGAUUAGGAGGACUUUACCCUGGCCAGCUGUAGAUCAUCUCCAACAGCUCAACCAGCUCAGCACCCUCCGAUCCGGCUCCAGGCCGGCGCCCUCCUCGGCCCUGAACCUGACCCUCUCGGAGAGCGCCGAGUCCAAGGUGGAGCGCCUGGGCCAGACCUUCAAGAAGAACGUGCGCACGCUCUGGGAAAAGAGCGCGCGCCUGGACCUGGUGUUUCUGGUGGACGAGUCGUCCAGUGUGGGAGCGAACAACUUCCGGAGUGAGCUGCGCUUCGUGCGGAAGCUGCUCUCGGACUUCCCCGUGGCCCCGGAGGACACGAGGGUCGCCCUAGUUACGUUUUCGUCCAAGACCCACGUGGUGACCCGGGUGGAUCACGUCACGGCGCCAAAAAGGCAUCAGCACAAGUGUUCUCUGAUUAACCAGGAGAUCCCUGCUAUUACCUACAGAGGAGGUGGAACCUACACUAAAGGAGCCUUCCAGCAGGCUGCGCAAAUCCUCCGGCACUCGCGGGCCAACGCCACCAAGGUCAUCUUCCUGAUAACGGACGGCUACUCCAACGGUGGUGACCCGCGCCCGGUGGCGGCGGCUCUGAGGAGGCAGGGGGUGGAGAUCUACACCCUGGGGAUCUGGCAUGGGAACUUCCGGGAGCUCCAUGACAUGGCCUCGCACCCCAAGGACGAGCACUGCUACCUGGUCCACAACUUUGCCGAGUUCGAGGCCCUGGCUCGCCGAGCGCUGCACGAAGACCUGCCGACGGGAAGCUACAUCCAGGAGGAGCCGUCCCGUUGCUCGUCGCUGUGCGAGGCCGGGGCGGACUGCUGUGACGUCAUGGCUAGCUGCAAGUGCGGCACCCACACGGGCCAGUACGCCUGUGUCUGUGAGAGAGGCCACUUCGGCAAGGGCCUGCAGUACGAGUGCACAGCAUGUCCACCUGGGACCUACAAACCAGAGGCCACCCCUGGAGGCCUGGGAACUUGUCUGCCCUGCCCUGACCAACACCACACCUCCCCGCCUGGCAGCACCUCCCCCAGUGACUGUGUCUGCAAGCAGGGCUUCAAGGCCCAAGGAAAGACCUGCGAAGCGGUGUACUGUCCACAGCUGUCUCCUCCCGACAACGGUUUCUUCAUCCAGAACGUGUGUAAUAACCAGUUCAAUACGGCCUGCGGCGUGCGAUGCCUGCCUGGACACGAUCUACAGGGCAGUGGCAUCAGACUGUGCCUGCCAGACGGGACGUGGUCGGGCUCCCCGCCCAGUUGCAGAGUGCGCUCCUGUCCUGCCCUCUCCCCGCCUCAGAACGGACGUGUUAACUGCAGUGAAGGUGGCGCCCCCUUCAGGGCGGAGUGUGAGGUGCGGUGUGCCGAGGGUUAUAGGCUGGUGGGAGACAGCAGGCUCAGCUGUCAGGCCGACUCCCAGUGGAGCGGGAUCCAACCACGGUGUGUGGAGUUGCGCUGUACCCCAGUGGUGACGACGCCAAACGUCCUGCUGUCGCCCCCUGCCUGUGGACAGAGGGAAGUGAGGCCUGGCAUGCUAUGCCGCCUUGGCUGUCGCCGCGGUUACCGUCUACAGGGAGACCAGGAGGCGCGCUGUCUCUCCUCUGGGGAUUGGAGUGCCGAUGUUUACAAGGCCACCUGCACAGACUUUGAGCCCCCGUGGAUCCAGUGCCCCAGAGAUGUGGUGGCAGAGACAGAUGAGCGGCAUGGCACUGCCAACAUCAGCUGGAACGUGCCCACCGCUACUGACAACUCUGGGGAGGAGGUCCUGGUCCAGGUGAAGCCUGUGUACAGCCCUCCUCAACUGUUUCCUAUCGGAGAGGAGCGGAUCACCUAUGUCACCACAGACCGUGCUGGGAACCAGGCUAACUGCACCUUCACUGUUACUGUCAUAGAUACGGAGCCCCCUGUGAUUGACAAGUGCAGGUCGCCGCCCAGUUUACAGGCCACAGACACGCAGACGGCCGUCGUCUGGGAGGUGCCGCAGUUUUCCGACAAUUCAGGUGGCCGUCUGAGUGUUUCCAGCUCCCACACGCCUGGCUCUUUGUUCCCUGUGGGGGAGACGGUGGUGAGCUACACGGCUACGGACCAGGCAGGCAAUCACCGCACGUGCCACAUCACCAUCACUGUCCAGGGGUCUACGUGCGAGGAGCCGUUUGUGCCGCUAAACGGGGAGUUCUCCUGCUCCGAGGAGGUGGGCGGUGUCAACUGUACUCUGAAAUGUAAAGAGGGCUACAGCUUCAGCCACCAGUCGGUCCACAGCUACUUCUGCGCUAACAACGGGGUGUGGGACCCGCCCCCCUCCCCCCACAGACCUGACUGCUCCUUGAACCGUAUUGCCAACAACGGGUUUAAGCCAUUCGAGAUGCUUUUCAAAGCCUCUCGCUGUGAUGACUUGGACCUGGUCAAGUCUUUCACUGGGGAGUUCAGCACCAAACUCGGAGACAUGCUCCCGACCAUCUGCAGUGGCGAUGAUGUGGCCUGUAAGUUAGAGAUGAAGUCUCAAGGACACUGUCUGGAGUACAACUAUGACUACGACAAUGGAUUUGCCAUCGGUGCAGGAGGUUGGGGCAGUAACUGGGGACCCCAGCGUGGUCAGGACUACGCCUACUUCGACACAGGGUUUGCCACAGACCGUCAGCGCGCCCCUACACAGCAGGUCAGGACGGGAACACCCCGACUGCGCGCAAAGAGACACCGCAAGAUCAACGGUCCCACCAGAGACCAGAAGAUACAGAUCUUCUUCAAUAUCACAGCAAGCAUCCCGCUGCCCUCGUCAAGGAACGAUUCGGUGGAGGUAGCCAAUCAGAAGCGUCUGCUCCGGACCCUAGAGCAGCUGACCAAUCGGCUGAAGCGGACGCUGGCCAAGCAGCCUCUGUCGUCCUAUCACGUGUCAUCAGAAAUGAUCGUCGUGGCAGACCCCAAGUCCCUGGAAAGCAAGAGGGCCUCCCUGUUCUGUCGACCCGGUUCUGUCCUGAAGGGAAGGAUGUGUGUCCAGUGUCCAGUGGGGACCUACUACUCCCUGGAGUAUGCGGAGUGUGAGAGCUGCUGGCUGGGCUCCUAUCAGGACCAGGAGGGUCAGAUGGAGUGUAAGACCUGUCCUGAGGGAUCGUCCACAGCCUACCUCCACGCUCGCGGCCUGGACGAGUGCAAAGAGCAGUGCAAGCCCGGGGGCUACUCUGCGAACGGGCUGGAGACGUGUGAGGCAUGCCCACUGGGGCACUACCAGCCUGGGCUCGGAUCCAGGGAGUGUCUGGCCUGUCCGGACGAGACCUCCACCGUCACAAGUGGGGCGAGGGAAAUGGCUGAGUGUGGAGUUCCAUGUUUGGCCGGUCAUUUCUCCCGGACCGGGUUGGUCCCCUGCUACCCCUGUCCCAGAGACUACUACCAGCCAGACCACGGCCGCUCCUACUGCCUCUCCUGCCCCUUCUAUGGCACCACUACUGUCACUGGGGCCACGGCCAUACAACACUGCUCCAGUUUUGGCUCCAGUUUCUUGCCCAAGGAAGAGAGUGUGACAUCAGCUCCAGAGGUAGUGGUGUCCCAGGACUACCAGGCCAGCAGCCAGGUGUUCCAUGAAUGUUUUCUGAACCCAUGUCAGAACAAGGGCACGUGUGAGGAGGUGGGGGCCGGAUAUGUUUGCACCUGUCUACCCGGUUUCACAGGGGCAAAAUGUGAGAGUGACAUAGACGAGUGUGACUCGGCGCCCUGUCAGAACGGGGGUUUGUGUAAAGAUGGAACGGGAGACUUCCUCUGCCAGUGCAGACCCGGAUAUGUGGGUUCCCUGUGUGAGGUUGAGGUUAAUGAGUGUAGCUCCUCCCCCUGCCUGAAUGAGGGAGUGUGUGUGGACGAGAUCAACCAGUACGCCUGCAGCUGUGCUGGCGGCUUCACAGGUUCCCGUUGUGAACUGGAGAUAGACGAGUGUCUGUCCAGCCCGUGUCUUAACGGGGGGGUGUGUGACGACGAGGUGGGAGGGUACUCCUGCACCUGCCUCCCGGGGUACUCCGGGGAAAGGUGUGAGGUUAACAUUGACGAUUGUUACAGCGCCCCCUGUCUGAACGGAGGAACUUGUCAGGACGGCGUCAACAGCUUCAGGUGCCAGUGUGUGCUUGGAUACAGGGGAAGGCUGUGCCAGGUAGAUGAGGAUGAGUGUCAGACCCACCCCUGCAUCAACGGGGCCACCUGCGUGGAUGGUCUGGGCACCUUCACCUGCCGCUGCCCUCCUGGGUUCAACGGAACCAGGUGUGAGACAGAGAUGUCAACCGCUUUCAACCUGGACUUUGAGGUGUCAGGUAUCCAUGGUUACGUGCUGAUGGACGGGGUGAUGCCAGCGCUGACCGAGAUCACCUGUACCUUUUGGAUGAGGUCAUCGGACACCACCAACUACGGCACCCCCAUCUCCUACGCCGUGGAGGGGAGUGACAACGCCUUCCUGCUCAUAGACUACAACGGUUGGGUCCUGUACAUCAACGGUAAGGAGUGCAUCACGGACUGCCCGGCCGUGAACACGGGCGAGUGGCAUCACAUCGGGGUGUCGUGGAGGAGCUGGGACGGCGACUGGCGGGUCUACAUAAAUGGCAAUCCAUCUGACGGAGGGAAAGGCCUGUCAUUGGGCACCGUCAUCCCAGGUGGAGGGGCGUUGGUGCUAGGCCAGGACCAAGACCAGAGGGGUGAGGGCUUCAACCCUGUGGAAUCCUUUGUCGGGUCCCUCAGUCAGCUCCACAUCUGGGACCGGGUUCUCGACCCACAGCAAAUCAAGAUCCUUGCCAGCACAUGUCCAGGGAAAAACAUCAGAGGGAACGUGCUGGCCUGGCCCGACUUCCUCAAUGGAGUGGUGGGGACUGUCAAGACCAAUCCCAACUGCAUCUUCUGUGCUGACUGCCCCCCGUUGGAGAAUGCUGUGCCUCAUCUACGUGCGUCCAGUCCAGCUGUCAGCCCAGGUUCUGAGACGCAGCUGUCCUGCGAUCCCGGCUUCUACCUGGUGGGGGAGCCACUGCUUCAGUGUCUGAACAAGGGAAAGUGGAGCCACGCACUGCCCCGCUGUGAACGAGUGACGUGCGGUCCCCCCCGGCCCCUGGAGCAUGGACUGUUCCAGGGUUCAGACUUCCAGGCGGGCAGUUCUGUGGUGUACCAGUGCAACCCUGGCUUCUACCUCCUGGGCGAUGCCAAGGUGCUCUGUUCCAAUGGGGGGAGGUGGGGAGGAAACCCGCCAGCCUGCCUGGAUGUUGAUGAGUGUGCGCUGGGCUCAGACUGUGAUGAACAUGCCAGCUGUCAGAACACAGACGGCUCCUACACCUGCACCUGUAUCCACCCCUACAGCGGAGACGGGAAAAACUGCACAGAACCAGUGAAGUGUGAGAACCCUGGGGCUCCAGAGUUUGGCAACAGGGACGGCAAUAACUUUCUCAUGGGAAGUGAGGUCAUCUUCACCUGCGAGGAGGGCUACGAACUGAUUGGCUCGUCUCAUGUCCAAUGCCUCGAGACGGGAAGCUGGAGUAGUCCUUUCCCCCACUGUAGAGCCCUCUCCUGUGGACCUCCUUCUGUCCCGGAGAACGCUGUGAUGAAGGGGACCAACUUCACAUUUGGAAGCAAGGUGACUUUCAGCUGCGUCAAGGGGUUUGUCACGGAUGAGCCCUCUGAGAGCCGAUGCCAGGCCAAUCUGAAGUGGAGCAGUGCGCCCCCUGUCUGCCGGCCAGUCACCUGCAGAGAGCCUCCACACGUUGACAGUGCCGAUUUCACCCUGAAGGGGAACACAUACCUGUCCACUGUGAUCUACAUCUGUGCAGAAGGAUACAGACUGCAGGGCUCUGAGGAGGUGGUGUGUGAGGCGACAGGAGAGUGGAGUAGCCCCGCCCCGCUGUGUGCCAGGGUCCAGUGUGGGGACCCCCCCGCUCUCCGGGACGCCGUGGCCGUGGGAGACGACCACGGCCUGGGAAACGAAGUCCAUUAUGUCUGCAAGGAAGGUUACACUCUGAUUGGACCAGAGACCAGAGAGUGCCUGUCGACUGGCCAAUGGAGUCCCAGCUCCGCGCAGUGUGUCCCGCGCUCAUGUGGUCCUCCCCCUUCUAUAGACCACGCCCUUGCACAUGCUGGCCACCAGCUGUUCGGCGACACAGCCAAUUACUUCUGCACAGACGGUUACAUGUCCGGGAACAAUUCUAAGGUGAUCUGUAACGCUCAUGGCAUUUGGGCGCCCCCCGAAGGCCAAGAGGCCCCUCGCUGCAUCGCCAACUUCUGCCAGCGUCCACCCGACCUGCCCCACGCCAUCUUGGACUCGGUCAACAAACCCAAGUAUGUCAGCACUACAGAGGUCAACUACAAAUGUGAAGAGGGAUUUGUCCUCAACACUACCGGCACGCUAAAAUGCAUGAUGGGAGGGGAGUGGACGCCUUCGCCAUACGACAUCCGCUGCGUCCCUGUGCGGUGCUCCAAACCGCCGGGCGUUGAGAGGGGGUAUGUGAGCGGGACCAACUAUAGUUUUGGAGCCAUGGUGGCAUACAGCUGUGAUAAGGGUUUCCUGAUCCGAGGGGAGAAGAGGAGGACGUGUAAGGCCGAUGGAGAGUGGGGAGGGGUCCUGCCCGUCUGCCAACCUGUCUCUUGUCUCCCCCCGCCCUUGCUAAAAAAUGGAUUCAUCCAGAACAGAGGUCGUUCUGUCUUCAACAGCAAGGUGACAUAUGCAUGUGACGCUGGCUACAAGAUGACUGGAAGACCAGAGCGAGUGUGCCAGGCCAACCGGCAAUGGUCCAACAGCGACCCGCCUGUCUGUCGCAUCCUGACCUGUGACCCGCCGCCCAGCAUCCCGCAUGGCCAAUACCGCGGCUCCGUUUUUGAGGUGGGCCAGAAGGUCGAGUAUGUGUGCGACGAGGGCUACGAGCUUGCCGGUGAGCCUGUGUGGACGUGUCUAAAGUACGGCAAGUGGGACAAGUCAAGGCGUCCGCGCUGCUCACCGGUCCAGUGUCCAGAACCACCCUUAGAGGAGAACCACCUUGUUCUACGCAGCGUAGACCCUGACACUGGAAUCGUGGAACUGUCCUGUGAGGACGGGUACGUCCUCCGAGGCGCCCAGACCCUCCAAUGUACCCGCACCCAGGAGUGGAACGACACCUUCCCUGUUUGCAAGCAGGUGUUCUGCGGCACUCCACCUGAAGUGGCAUUUGGCGACCCGUCAGCUUCAUCAGCCUCUUCGUAUUUCGGCUCCGUGGUUAACUACUCCUGCAUGGAUGGCUUCACUCUGAGGAAGGAAGGGUCAGUGACAUGCCAGGCGGACGGAUACUGGAGCAAUCCAGUCCCAGAGUGCAUCCCGGUGGAGUGUCCGCAACCUGCAGAGGUAGCUAACGGCAUAGUGGACGUCCAGGGACUAAUGUACCUCAGCACGGCCCUCUACAGCUGUAAACCUGGGUAUACUUUGGUGGGAAAUACUACCGUACUCUGUGGUCAAAGUGGCCUGUGGAUCGGAGGCGUGCCUUCCUGCCGACCAAUCGAGUGCUCCAUCCCUAAAGAAAUAUCCAAUGGGAAGGUUACGUACACCAAACUCCAGUUCAGCCAUGCUGUCACCUACUCCUGUCGCCGUGGCUACCGGCUUAAAGGCCCUGAGACGCUGAAGUGUCUGGCCAAUGGGAAGUGGGAUCAAGAGAUGCCUGAAUGUGUCCAGAUCUACUGCACUCCGCCCAAGUCCAUAGAAAACGGUUUUGUGGAGGGACUUGACCACAAAUUUGGCGUCACCAUAUUUUACAGCUGUUUCCCUGGCUUCCAACUGAUCGGCCAGAACCACCUGACCUGCGAGGAGUUUGGCUGGUCCAGUUCUGUUCCAGUCUGCAUGCCCUCUGACUGCGGCCUGCCUCCUCAUAUCGACUUUGGCGAGUAUUUGAGGCUUGUAGAUCCGAAUGCAGAGCUAGCCAGCAGGGAUUCGGCAAUAACCUACAAGCCUGCGACUGGCUCAACCAUGGCAUUGUCCCCCAUGUACAUGAGCUUCCUACAUGGCACUGUGAUAGUGUACCGUUGCCACAAAGGCUUCGAGCUGACAGCCUUGACUACAUUAUUAUGCCUGGAAGAUGGGAGGUGGAACGGGACUGCUCCAAUGUGCAUCCCUGCAGAGUGCGAGGAGCCACCCAGCCCGGACCACGGCUCAGUGAAUGUCACGGACACCACCUUGGGCAGCCUGGUGAAGUACAGCUGCGAGAAUGGCUACGAGUUAGAAGGGGAGUCGGUCAGGCAGUGCGUGGCGGGCCGACAAUGGAGCGACAAACCACCGGUUUGCAAACCAGUAUCCUGCGGUGACCUGGACUACAUCCCUAAUGCCUCUAUCCACGGAGACUCUUUUGUGUAUCUGGGACAGUUGCGCUACGAGUGUAGUUCUGGCUUUGUCCUGAAAGGCGGUGACACCAGGACCUGUCAGGCAGACGGAAAGUGGGAUGGUGAGAAUCCGCAGUGCGAGCCUGUCUCGUGCGGUUCUCCAGUUGUCUCUGGCGAUGUCACUGUUAAGGGGAAGGAAUAUACCUUUAACAAAGAGGUGGAGCUGAGCUGUAACCCUGGCUGGAUCCUACAAGGCCCGUCUGUCAGGGUCUGUCAGGCUGACGGUACGUGGAGUCAUACUUCGCCUGAGUGCCGCCCAGCCCACUGCGGCAGACCAACGUCCAUCCCCAACGGUCGAGUCCUGGGCUUGGACUUUAACUACGGCAGUGAGGUGCGCUAUGAGUGCAACGAUGGCUACAGCCUUAGCGAUGGCAAGCCCAAACGGGUUUGUCAAGGGGACGGACUCUGGGGAGAAGGUCCCGUCCCUAGCUGUGAAAUCAUCACCUGCGACCCACCACAGGACAUCAGCCACGGUUUCCUCAAUGGCUCCAGCUUUAAUUAUGACGAUGUUGUUGAGUAUGUGUGCUUUGUUGGGUAUGAGGUGGUCGGAAACCCCGUCCUCCGUUGUUCUUCAGAGGGUCAGUGGAUUGGGACGGUACCAGAGUGUCGCCCUUGCCUCUGCACCCCUCCGGUGUUAAAAUACGGGGUGGUGCUGGGUCGCGAUCACGCCUGUGGCGACCGAAUCUCCUUCCACUGCGGAGAGGGCUACCAGGUCCUCGGUCCCGCGGCGGCAACUUGUGAGAAGGGCGGGGUGUGGAGCCCAGGUGUGCCUGUUUGUGGCCGGGGGAGGUGUGUGGUUGCUCCCCCUGCAGUACCCAACGCUGUCCAGCAGGGUGGCAGCACUGUUACCCCAGACACGGUCACCUACAGGUGCAGGCCGGGUUACCAGAUGAAGGGGGCGUACCCCUAUGUCACCUGCGGCAGGGAUGGUAAAUGGAGCGACGUCAGGAUCAGCUGUGUGCCUGUGUCCUGCAGAGAGCCAACGGCGGUACCGCAUGCUCAGGUGGUGGGAGAAAUAUUCACCUUUGGAAGCAAGGUCCAAUACAGGUGUGACGACGGAUAUGAACUGUCCAGCCAGUCUGAUACUCUGACCUGUCUGAGCGAUGGCACCUGGUCCAAGCAGAGCAUCAGGUGUCGCCCUGCCCCUUGCCCGAUCCCUGCCAACCUAACCAGCCACGUCCUGGUCACAGGGGACGACCUCACCAAUGUUGGGGAAUCCAUUACCCUUUCCUGCCCAACAGGGUUCAUCUUGCAGGGGCCAGGCCUGGCGGAGUGUCAGCUGGGUGGUAGCUGGUCACCAGCCAUCUCCUCUGUCUCCUGUGCUCUGGUGGUGUGCGAGAAGCCUCCUCCUCUUCCCAACGGCUUCACUGAGGGGGACAACCACAGCUAUGGAGACAUGGUCAUGUACAGCUGUCUGUCUGGAUUUGAGAUGAAGGGUGACUCUGUACAGACCUGUCAGGGAGACAGAACAUGGAGUGGAACUCAGCCUACAUGUAUUGCCAUGUCAUGUGGACCACCUCCCUCUGUAGACAAUGCAGAGCUACAGAUAUCAGGGACGACAUACCAGGCCAACGUCAGCUACACGUGCCAACAUGGUCUUCAUCUGGUCGGCCCGCAAAACCUCACCUGUCUAGCCGACGGAACAUGGAGUCAACCUGCACCAACAUGCGAAGUUGCCCAGGGUUGUGAAAUGCCCAAAGAGCUGUUGAAUGGACGGGUGCAGGAACAGAACCUGACAAGCGGGCGAGCUGUAGCGUUCCAGUGUGAUAAAGGAUACAGCCUACAGGGGGAUCAUCUGGUCGUCUGCAUGGGUGACGGGACGUGGAGCUCCAUCUUCCCCUUUUGUCAAGCCAAGCCGUGUCCCCCGCCCCCUGGAUGGAAGGAGAACAGUGGAAAAGGGAACACGUCUAAACAGCUGUUCUACGUGGGUCAGUCGUUACCCAUCACCUGUCCCAGGGGUCACCGGGCCAAGGGCCCCGCCACCAUCACCUGCAGGGCCGACCAGACGUGGACCCCGGUCCGCAGUGUCUGUGAGAGGGUGUCCUGCGGCCCCCCGCUCCACGUGGCCAACGGGGUGGUGCGGGGCGCGGUGUUCCAGUUCGGAGACGUGGCCGUGUACUCGUGUUUCGGAGGGUACGCCAUGGAAGGUCACAGCAGGACUGUGUGUCUGGAGAACGGGACCUGGACCCCCCCUCCCGCAUGCAGAGCGGUGUGUUGGCUGCAGUGCCAAAAUGGAGGGCUAUGUCAGAGACCCAACAUCUGUUCCUGUCCCGAAGGAUGGAUGGGCAGGCUGUGUGAGGAACCGAUCUGCAUCCUGCCGUGUUUGAACGGCGGGCGAUGCGUGGCCCCUUAUCAGUGCGAUUGCCCCCCGGGCUGGACGGGGACGCGCUGUCACAGUGCGGUUUGCUCGUCACCCUGUCUGAACAGUGGGAGGUGCAUCCGGCCAAACAGGUGUCACUGCAGUCCUGGAUGGAGUGGUCACGACUGCUCUAGGAAAAGGAAAUCGGGAUAUUCACAUUUUUAAGAAGUCCAUUCAACAUGAGAAAAACUUCAAUGAAGGGAAUUUGGUUUUCUGAGUUUGUUUCAGACCAAAGCCUAGGUGAGAAAGUGAUUUGCUAUGUAUGAAAACAGCAAAUCCAGACCCUGGCCCCUACACACUUCCACGGAGUGCCCUCCAUGGUGAUUUGUUGGUGAAAAAACUCAGAGGGUGACUUGCACAGAGCGGCUAGGGGUUUUAGAAAUCAACUUUGGGACACGCUCUUGACUUGAAUGAGGCAAUUCAUGAUUCACUUUCUAUUUAUAAAACAAGCAUGAAAUUCUAAUUUACAAAUCCCCCUAUUGUUUAAUAAAUAAACAUAAUUAACAAUUGAAAAGUUAAUUUAUGAUUGUUUUUUUUUUUUUGGACCUGGCCUGUCUCAAAAUCAGGUGUAAACAAAUGCCCAUGUCACAUAAUUACACACGCCUAUCCAUUCUUUAGUGUGAAAUAUCACAAGCUCAAAAAUAACAGGUGGAACCUUAUGAGGUUCCACUCGUGAGGGCUGCGUCAUUACACUCACUGGAAGGGCCCACAGGAGGAUCAGCUCCUAAACCCUCUGUUUUCACUCCGUCUGCAGUUGGGUAGGUUUUCUCUCCAGCACCAGUUGUGACUUAACUUAUCCUGACUUAACUUAUCCUCCAGCUCAUUAUCAGAAUCAGACGUGCAACAUUAGGGUGGACCUCUUCCUCUCACUAUUGCCUUAAUGGGGAGUCAAUAUCCACGUUGCUUCCGAUUUUGCGAGUGUGAGGAAAUAUGAAUCUGUUAGUGAUCCAGAAGUCACUCAAUACAUUUACUGUCAUCCGACUAGGUUUUGUAAUCAAUUCACAACGCUUUAGAAAGUGUAGCAACCUACCUACAGUAUGCUAAAUACAGAUUUGGCCUAAAAGGAUUGGAAUGUCAAAGUGCCUUUUUCAGUCAGUGGAAUUUACUUCCUGAAUUUAAUGCCUUCAGUGUCAACUGUAAGCUAAAUGUAAUGUUUUUACUGGAGUUGUUACUUGUUGAAAUAUUUUGUUGAUUUGUCCUCAGAUUAACUUUUCAUUCAGAUCUGAUUACGGGGUUCACCACAUAUGGUUGUUUUGUUGGUAUUGAAAGGAGAAACUGCAAAUCCAUAAGCUGUCAAACUCAAGUGACUGUCUUAAUCAACACCUUGCCACACAAGCCUCCUAAGUGGGAUAUAACAGUGGAGUGUUUCACCCACUUGGACAUCUACAUGAUGAACAUCCAAGUGUAUUUUAAAGUGAUUUCAUUGUUCUUGUAAACGAUCUACACAAAAUAUAGUGAGAAAACAAAAUGUUGAUCCCCUCCUGAUUUUGUAUGUUUGUCCACUGAC